Molecule: messenger RNA, 1695 nt
Organism: Prorocentrum cordatum
Lineage: Eukaryota; Dinophyceae; Prorocentrales; Prorocentraceae
Source: the annotation of a GenBank genome assembly
AUGGCGUACUACGAUGCGGCUUGCGGGAACGCUUUGACAGAGGACGAGGCUGUGCAGCGGAUCCCGCAGGGCGAGAAGGUGCACUCCCAGGCGGGCUACCUCGUUUAUCUCUGCGAGCGUGCCGUGGCGGAAGCCGCACCGCCUGGGAUGUCGCUGGACUGUCUGCAGACAGAGGUGGGCCGCGUGUUCGUGGCUGGCAGCGGGUUCCUGGCGGACGCCGGCGAAGCCCCCUGCGAUCUUAUGACGCCGCACGCCUCGCCCCACCACCCAUUGGGCGCCGCCAAGGACGGCUACGACCUCUACAUCAUCGGCGAGGUGGAGAAGGUCAUCGAGGCGAAGUAUGCAUGUGGCGGGUCGACUGACGCAGACGACUGCAUAACGGAGGAGGACUUCAAGGGGUUCCUCGCAAUGCUUUCGUCCGCCGCUCUCUGGGGAGCGAUCGCAGGACAGAUCAUUUUUGGAGUUUUGGCGGACCGGAUUGGGCGCAGGAACAUUUUCAUCGUGACUGGCAGCCUUCUCGUCUUUGGCGCUGUGCUCUCUGCGAGCUGCCAGACGUUUGGGCAGGGGCCUCGCUUCAUGCUUUACCAGCUCGUCGUUUUCCGUGGCAUUCUCGGCUUCGGCAUCGGCGGCGAGUACCCGCUGUCGGCCACCAUCUGCGCAGAGGGCACAGCACCGCGCAAGCGAGCGACGAUGAUGUCAUUGGUCUUCGCGAACCAGGGCCGCGCCUGCGUCCCCGCCGCCUUCGCCUCCGGCGGCUCCGUGGAGGCGCUCGACGAGCUCCGUUUGCGGAGACGCCACGGUAUCUCGUUGUUCUUCCGCAUGAAGAUGCACGAAAGCGACGAUUUCUCCAAGGUGCUGAAGUCCAGGGCCCACGGCGCCCGCGGUGUGGGCACUGCUUCAACUGCGUACCGGCUAGGCAGGAAGGCCACUCAGAUUCAGGGAUACUGCAACAUGAUCCUCUGGUUCGGAGUGUGUGGAAUAUUCUACUCCAGUCUCAAGGCCCGGCCUUUCCACGACGUGGCCGUUCCGCUCUACGGCGCCGUCGCCCUGGAGUACGGCUUCCUGUACAUGUGGUUCACGCUCGCGGACGCCAUCGACGUCUUGCCCUUCUGCGAUGGGCAGGUGGUGCACUCCUACCCGCACCAGUUCCUGGACGUCGAGCCCAGGUGCAUGGGAUUCCUGCUCGACUGGCGCAGAUGCGGCUUCGUCGCCUACGCGAUGGAUCGGCUGCUGGGGCUCAAAGUCGGCUGGGGGACACGGUGGCGGGUUAUCUACGGGCUGACGUUCUUCUUCGCCAAUUUUGGGCCAAAUCUUACGACGUACGUAAUUCCUGGAGAGAUUUUCCCGUCUCAGGCCAAAGCCACCUUGCAUGGCUGUUCGGCUGCAGCGGGGAAGCUCGGCGCCGCAAUCGGAUCCAUGGUCAUGCCCUUUGUGACAGGGCAGCCCGCGACGCCAGACGGCAUCCGCUUGGCGAUGCUCAUCUGUUCAGGCCUUGCGAUUGGUGGUUUGAUACUCACCCUCUUCCUUACCCCGAGCUAUGGCCCAGACGAUCUCGAGCCGCAGGAAAGUGAAGAGACGGUCGGGUUCGUGCCCUUGUUCUUCCAGAGGAAGAUGAAGCAGAGCGAAUGGGAUGCACUAGUGGACGACAGCUCCGAGGAGGAAUCCGACUCCGACGGAGACAGUCGUUCCAGUUAG